Messenger RNA from Caenorhabditis elegans, 996 nucleotides. RefSeq names its product Serpentine Receptor, class H (gene srh-167). The coding region runs from base 1 to 996 and encodes 331 amino acids. The transcript has 4 exons. NCBI's taxonomy places the organism in Eukaryota, Metazoa, Nematoda, Chromadorea, Rhabditida, Rhabditidae. The record is from RefSeq and is marked reviewed.
AUGUGCACCGAAACUUUCAGUUACCUGGCGAGUGACCAACUUUAUGCCGGUGCUCUCCACAUUUUCACAGCUUUUGAAGUCCCAGUUCACUUAUUUGGUGCCUAUAUUAUCAUUUUCAAAACACCGGAUAAAAUGAAAUCAGUUAGAACUAGCAUGCUUUCACUUCACCUGGUUGGAGCUUUUGUGGAUUUUUUUACUAGUUUUCUUACGGCGCCAGUCCUAAUUUUACCGGUUUGUGCAGGCUAUCCACUGGGAGUUUUAGGAAUGUUAGGUAUCCCAACAAGUGUUCAAACGUAUUUCGGUCUCUCAUUUUUAGCAGUGCUUGCUUCGGCGGUGAUUUUAUUCUUUGAAGAACGAUAUCACAAGCUGGCCAACGUGCAAAGGUCAAGCGGAAGAAAAAGUUUCUCAAGAAAAUGUUACGCAAUUGGGCAUUACAUGUUCGCGAUGCUUUUUAUUUCUCCUUGCUAUUUCAAUAUUCCCGAUCAAGAAAUCGAGAAAUUAACUAUCAAUGAACGAAUACCCUGCUUGCCAGAAGAAAUCCUCUCCCGUACUGGCUUUUUCAUUCUGUCAAUUGAAAACAGGGAAAUGUAUAUAAGUCUUGCAUUAUUGAUUUCUGUUCUCGUUCCUGAAGUAUUGUUUUUUGUUCUUUCUAUCUUCUGGCACCUUUUUAAUAUAAAGUCACAAUCACGGGCAACCAAUCGACUCCAAAAGCAAUUGUUUUUUGCAAUGUGCUUGCAAGUAUACAUUCCUUUUAUGGUCGUAACCAUACCUGCGGCGUAUUGUAUAUCUUCAAUAGUUUUUGGUCAUUACAACCAGGCUGCUACAAAUCUUGCCAUGUCUUCAAUAGCAGUUCAUGGAAUCCUAUUAACAAUUACCAUGCUCAUUGUGCACGCACCUUAUCGUCAAGCGGUCUUAGAAAUAAUUUGCAAUCGUUCAAAAAUGGCUACUAUUAAUAACCCACAAAUUUGGAAAACUGUCAAUGAAACAAAAUUGUGA